Messenger RNA from Sphaeramia orbicularis (orbiculate cardinalfish), 1870 nucleotides. It is a transcript of the gene eif1axb, whose product is annotated as eukaryotic translation initiation factor 1A X-linked b. NCBI's taxonomy places the organism in Eukaryota, Metazoa, Chordata, Actinopteri, Kurtiformes, Apogonidae. The transcript is spliced from 7 exons. Bases 165 to 599 code for a protein of 144 amino acids. Gene Ontology annotation, molecular function: translation initiation factor activity; RNA binding. Gene Ontology annotation, biological process: translational initiation. The record is from RefSeq and is a predicted model, not a curated record.
CAUGCGCAGACCGGUAGAACGAUUCAGGCAGAUUCAGCGGUGACUAGGUAUCACGUACCGCUCUGUUAGUGUACAUCUGUUCUUUCGCCGACUGUAAACAUUGAUUAUUCAACAGUUAGCCGUUUCUAUCAAGCAGGAUUACAGUAACCGAGGCGUGAAAGAAUAUGCCCAAGAAUAAAGGUAAAGGAGGAAAGAACCGGCGGCGUGGAAAGAACGAAAAUGAGUCUGAGAAAAGAGAGCUGGUGUUCAAAGAGGAUGGACAGGAAUAUGCUCAGGUGAUCAAAAUGCUGGGAAACGGACGUCUGGAGGCCAUGUGCUUUGACGGAACCAAGCGGCUUUGCCACAUCAGAGGAAAACUCCGGAAAAAGGUUUGGAUCAACACGUCAGACAUCAUCCUGGUCGGACUCAGAGAUUACCAGGAUAACAAAGCUGAUGUCAUCCUCAAGUACAAUGCAGAUGAGGCUCGUAGUUUGAAAGCCUACGGAGAGCUGCCAGAGCAUGCUAAAAUCAAUGAGACAGACACGUUCGGACCUGGAGACGAUGAUGAGAUCCAGUUUGAUGACAUUGGCGAUGAUGACGAGGACAUUGAUGACAUAUAAACACCGGCUACAAGAGAGGGAAUGUUGGAUUUUAGUUCAAAUGCUCCGAUUGGGAUAUUUUGAGCCGAUACUUCGCACCAAUAAUAAAUAUUUUUAUUAAGAUCAGCCUAUGCCAAUCCAAUACAGUUUAUUAAAAUACAGUAUGUUUCCCAUUUUUUCAGUUUGUUUACCAUCAGUCAACGUCUUUGUUGAACUUUUAAGUGCGUUUCACAUUAGGGGAAAAAUGCCAUCAGUACUUUGAGUUUAUUAAAUGAGUAUAUUUCAGAUGCUGCUUUGGUAAACCUGUCUGUUAUCACUCGUAGCAACGGUCGCCUGGUGACUGAUGACGACACAGACAGUGGGAUUGGAGAAUCAGAGUAGGCUGAUCACCAGCAUCAUAUGUAGAGUGAAAAUCAGGAGCAUUGAUAGAUUUGUACCCGUUUGCUUCAACAAAACGACAAAGUCGUCACUGUGUUUAUGGAGUUUUUCUUUUUUUCUUUCUUGUAUCGUCCAACAAACACUCACUCACUGAUACUAAAAUGCAAAAUGUCUCACCAGUGCAAACUGCAACGUAAUCUUUUUAAAAAUGUAUUUAUAUCUAUUUCACACUAUGUGGAAUAUUACUUCGAAUACAGAAUCUCUGGAUUCGCCAAUAAACAUAUAAACCAUUUUGUGUUUUUUUUUUUUUCCUUUUUUUUUUUUGUCCUUUGUAGCUGUGGUCUGUAAGACAGUUUCUAAAGUUUCAGACAGUCUGAAAGCUGUUGAUUGACAGGAGAAAGAGAAAAGCACUGACUAUAGCUCUGUGUCCUGUGAGUUCAUGUUGUAUUCAUCAUAGUCCACUGACAAAAUGAACUUAUCUGCUCGUUUUGAAUCGAAACAUGGCCUAAUGAAGGCGAUCCCUCCCUGGAAUCAAAAGAAAAAUCUAAAUGUAUUUUUCUAUAAUUUCCCUUAUUUGUGUUUCUGUCUGUCUGUUCUGUUUUGAACUCUUUGCUGCUCGCUCUGUAGCCUCAACGCUCAGUGGAGCUCGGCUCAGUCGGCCGCGCCGUCUCAUUCUAGACCAGUGGUUCCCAAACACUUCCACAGCAGAUGCACACACCAGUAAAACCUCACAGAUCAUUAACGUAUAUCGUCAAAUACCUAUUUUCUCUCUUGUCCCCUUUCAGCACCUCAGUUUGGGAACCUCUAGUCUAGACCGCAUGAGGCCUGUUGCUGUUGUUGCUGUAACUCUGAAUUAAUAAAAAAAUGUAGUAUGAUGUUUGAAGGCUGGGUUUCCAAUAAAGAUCUUAACUCCA